GCGCCAUACUUGCGAAAGGUCACGCGUUUGCGCUUCCUGGACUUCGUCGAUGUCUCAAUCUGCUCAAGUCCUGCGCAGUUCCGAGGCACUUCAAGCCUCUGAAAGCCGACGAGGUUCAGAAGAGGGUGACAUCGGCGUGGCCAAGGCUCCUUUUGCAUCGCCUGCUAUUUCCAGCAGCGCGGUAGCGAUGACGGAGUGUGUUGAACUCCAGCGUGACAGGAGGAGCUCUACGGGUCACAACGAACAGGUUCCCACGCCGUUAUAUACAACGUCGAUGCCGCCGUCACGAUGGCAGGUGCUCACCACCACCUCGGUAAAGUCCAGCCCGCUUGCACUCACGAUGUCGGACAGGUUGGGAUGCCGAAGGAGCUCCACCGGACUGGGCACCUUUGCCAGAAACCUAAAAGUCAGGUUCGGCAACAUCAGCUUCCGCGAGUACACGGCAUCGCGGACCUCGGCGGUGAUCCAGAAGAAUCGCCUCGUGUUUGCGACCUGCGUGGCGGUGGCCCUACUGCUCGUCGGAGCUUUCGUGCUGUUCGUGCUGCUCAUUCCUGAGGACAAGAGCAGCUCGGGCGGCACACAGACCUGCGACUCCGACGAGUGCCUGCGUGCCUUCUACUACCUCGACCGGGCCGGAGACCUCUUGGCGGACCCUUGUCACGACUUUCACAGGUACGUCUGCUACCAUUGGCGGGACAACGAAGACUUAGAGCAAAUGUCCGUGAGCAACUUUUACUCCAGGCUCGACAAUAACCUGCGCUUCGACAGCGCUCUGGAGCUUGGAAGUGAACCCGGAGGUCUACUAUUUGCUCGUGCUUACAGGUCAUGCCAUCAAUUCCUGAGCACCUCAGGCGACGCCAACGUCGCCCCGAAAGUAGCUGAGCAUCUCAAGGCCUUGGUUCAGCGCUUCUCUGCAGAGUUAACCACGGAGAACUUGAUCAAAGAAAUCGUGCGCACUUCAAUUACCCAAGGCAUUGACGUGAUCUUUGGCGUCAGCCUCGCUAUUGAUGGCCUCAAGAAGUAUCCGAGUAUAACCAGAGGAAAAUCCCUCCAUGAGAAGCUGGGCCGUCAAUUUGGAGACUACCUGAACGAGGAUAUAGUGAAUUCAUUCGUCUCGCUGCCCAACAGUACGGUCUCUGAGCUCGUGAAAAUGGAUGACUCCGUGCACAAAGCGUUCUACGGGAACAUGCCUACAACCGAACUGCACAAUCUGAAUAUGCUGUCCAAUCUCGCGCCGGCUGUACCACCGCCAGUUUGGUCGUCGUUGUUUCAGGAGUACUUGAACCUGUCCCACGCUGCCAAGGUGCUGGUAGCUGAUUUCAACAGGAUCCGAGACGUUGUGAGCCUGCUUAGCGCGGUCACCAAGAAAGAAGUACUUGGAGCGUACCUGUCUCUUCAGGCUGUCGCUGACGUGUUAUUCCUUUUUAUACAAAGGAAGUACUUCUUCGAGAAUCCCGUCGUAACAAGGAACUGCCUCGAGGUCACUUGCCGUGCCAUGGCUCACUUCUGCGAACACGUGACGUCCCACGUGUUCGGCUGGUCCAGCGAGGCAAGGAACACCAUCCAGAACAUAUAUGAUGCUAUCUUGAGGCAGUACAAUCGUUCAGGUCCUUCGCUUUGGUCGGCUGCCGGCAACUGGCUACAAAUCGCCGAAGGCUUACGCACCGAUCAACUCGUUCUGCUCCCGACUGUGCCCACAGACAUUGCCGAAGCGGCAAUCGCUCGCUACGAAACUUUGCUCAAGGACUGGCCUGACAACUAUCCGGAGAUCUACUCUUUUGUUUACGCUAAGCACAAGAUGGUUUCCAUAGAGCUGCCCUUGCACAACAAGCAUCGCUACCUUAUCGAAGCGUACCUGAGAGGCUUCGUUUUCUACAGUGAUCUGCUACCUGGAUUGCUGGUCCCCACGGCGCUCACUACGGCCCACAUGACCUACUCUUCCCACACACCCAUUGAACUAAACCUGGGAACUCUGGGCGCAUUAAUGGCCAAGGCACUGGUGCUAGCGAGCACUCCUGCUGAAAGUGGCAGCUUUUGGAACGCCACCACACGCGGAAAAUUCAAGCAAGGAACCAUGUGCAUCUUCAACGCGCACAGUAAGAUGAUAAACGACACCACCGCCGAAUGGGACGAGACAACGGCGUCGACGCUGUUUGCCUGGAGCCUGUCCGUGCAGCUGGCACUGGGGUCUUUGUUGGCAGUCCACCAGCAGUGGGCACUUAUCGGAGACGACAGUCAAAGCAAGGCCGCCCAGCGAACCCUGAUGCGACGCUUCUGUCUGCUGUCGUGCGGUGCUUCUCAGGAGGGCGAGCAAACGGCCCUGGCUGUUCGCGCCCGGUGUCUCGUGCCUCUGGCUGGCCUCCACGAGUUUGCCGAGGCCUUUGACUGCCCAAAGGGCUCGGCCAUGAACCCGACCGUCAGCUGCCACAGCGACAACCCGCCGAUCUUAGCACACGCGGCGUAGUACGAGAGAAGUCUGCACUUUCUUGUAAAUGCUAUCCACACGAGUUAAUGGGGGAUUUUGAGUCUGACGAAGGCUCAAAGUUAAUUUAUAUGGGAACAUACUUAAGAUACUUGAAAUGAUGAUGUUAAGCGGGACAGCGAGCCCGCGUUGUGCCCAAUGUGUACACUAAUCCACCACUGCACUUCAACACAAUGUGGUGAACAUUCUUCUAUUUUACGAGACUCGUUUCUUUUCUACAAUAUAUAU
Molecule: messenger RNA, 2710 nt
Organism: Dermacentor albipictus
Lineage: Eukaryota; Metazoa; Arthropoda; Arachnida; Ixodida; Ixodidae
Product: neprilysin-1-like
Biological process (GO): protein processing
Cellular component (GO): plasma membrane
Molecular function (GO): metalloendopeptidase activity
Source: RefSeq, a predicted model, not a curated record